AUGAAUGACGAUACUAAAGAGAAACCCAUUUCAACUGCCUUUGAAGUAACCGAUGGAUUAUAUGCUGUUUCACCAUUAAUCGAGAAUGUGCCUCAUGAAUAUGAGUACUCAUGUAUCGAAUAUUAUGGUCAGCACAUCUACCUGGGCUCGACUUCAGGAGCGUUACUACACUAUUAUGAAUUAGAUGUUGGAAAUUUCACACUGAUCUCGGAAGUCAACUUCAAUGAAGACAGACCAACAGGAAUUGAUGGCAUAACGCUACUGCCGAAAAUUGAUAGAGCCUUAGUGUUGUCCGAAGGGAGACUCAAAAUGUUUCUCCUGCCUGAAUUUGCACCUGCUUCAAAUAUACCAAGUAUUAUGAAUAUAACAGAACUUUCACUUUUGGAGUUCUGUGAGAAAACACAAUGUUACUCGUGUUUCUUAUACACGAAGAACUUGGUAAAGCGAGUAAGCAUAACAAGCAAAGAGAUAAAAGUCGAACAGAAGUAUAACAUCAAGAGAAUUAGAAAGGCCAUUCCUUCAAAAGACGCAAAACUCCUUAUGGCAGCUGUUGAUAACUCUUACUCGAUAAUCCAUCUUGAAAAUGAGCUGGUAACUCCUUUAUUCAAAGUGUCUGAGACAGAUGAUGAGGAACUCUCACCAAUUGUGACAAAUUUUGGAAAAAGUGAAUAUAUCGUCACAUGUGGAAUAUCAAAUGACCAAAACUGUAUGGGACUUAUAUUAAACGAUGAUGGAGAAAUCACUCACGGUACCGUGGUUAUAGAAAAUUAUCCACUCACAGUUAUAGUUGAUAAUCUGUAUGUGCUAUCAGAAUUACAUGGUUCUAAAUGCCUUCAAAUUCAUUUAAUAAAAGAAAACAACGACCCAGUAGUUAUACAAAAUGUUAGAAAUCAAACCCCGUUUCAUAUUACAAAGUUGCAGACUCCUUUCAUAACGAGACAGUUUAAUAAAGAAUUAAUUGAAAAACUAAGAUAUGUCCCUUUAAUUGCAGAAGAACUCCAAUUUCGAGAAGAACAAGAAAAAGCAUAUGUGGCCAGACAAAUUGCGGUUGAAUGCCACAUGAUUAUCUACGGAAAAUGUGGUAUAUAUUCUUUAUGCCGAAAGCCAUUUCUACUCACCAUUUCGAGCUAUGGCGAAGAUACUCUUCCAAUUUUGAAGUCUUUCAUCACUGAAGAGUCACAAAGCAAUUACCAGCUUCUUCAAAAAAGCUACUUGCAGUUCCUUUAUGUCUUGCUGUUAACAUUACAUAUGGAACACAUUGAUAAAGAUUUAAUCGAUGCCUGGCUCAAAUAUAUUGAUGUUGCAGAUAUCAGAGUAUUAAUUUACCUACUUGGUUUCGACAUUUACGGAGAUUUGUGGAUUCCUAAUGGGUUAUUAGCAUUUUCAAAAAAAUUGCAUUCAUUGAAGCUAGUUCACAAGUGUAAUGACGUUCUGAACAUCAUACAAUACUUGAAAUUUCAACUAAAAGAAACGUGUUCCGAUAGCUUAAAAGAUAGUGCGAACGUUUAUUUAUCGCUCGAUUUAAUUCUAUUACGUGAUAACAUCGCUAAAGGCAGUUCAAAUGUUGAUGAAUACGAGGCGACUAGUUACCAAGAAAUUGCUAAAGAGCUUUCUAAGCAUAAAAAAGAACAUUCAGAAACUUUAAUAGCCAUAUAUGAAAAGACAAAAGAAGUGACCCCAUUGCUCGAAAUACUAAGACAAACAGAUCAAAAAAGGCUCAUAAAUUACCUGAAUACUCAUUUCCAAGAGCUACCCGAUACUUACUCUAAAGAAAUGCUGACUGAUGAUAUUUCAUCAGCUUUGAAAGAUUAUAACGAUGACACUGUAAGCGACGUUUUACAAUUAAUAAACAAUUUAAACUUAGAUGUGAAAAGACUCAUCUCAUCCAUCGAAGACCCUGAUACAAAGGUUCUCUUGCUUGAAAAACUGGGUGCGAGUUCCACCCAAGAUUUGACAUUUCUUUACGAGUACUAUAAAGCUAAACUUACUGUUUUGAACAGCAAGCUAAUAGAAAGUUCCAAUUUACCAAUUACGGAGUACAUUACCAACAUGACAUAUAACAAGUCUCCUUUCAAAGAGUAUUUGAAAAAUAAGCUGGGUGAGAAAAAGGAAUAUGAGGGUUGCUUCGAUGUAGGGACCAAGCUUCUGAAAAUAGAAAAGGCUUUAAAUAUAAAAGAAGGUUCUAUUAUUGAUGAUAUCGAUGCUUCUUUCGUUCUACGAAUCAUGAUCACAGAUAUCAGUGUAUUAAAGGAAAAGAUCGGGUUCGAAAAACUACUUGAUAUAUAUUUAUCACGGAAUGAUUUUGCUACGGUGGAGUCCUUGUUACAAGCCAACGAUAAGGUAGUGCUGAAAGUUAUCGAUCACUAUCUAAGUCUCAACAAUACUAGGGUCAUUAGUCAAUUCCUUAACAAGAAUACGUGUUGUAUAAACGACUCUGGGCUACUUAUAGAAAUUUUGGAAAAAAUACCCCCAACCAUUCAAAUAUCAGUGUUAUCGGGUUUCCUAUUUCCGUUACUCAGACGAAAAGACGAAUCAACAUAUAAUCUACAGAUUAAGAAAGGAAUUUUAAGGCAUCGUACUCAGAAUAUAAACAAUAUCGAACGUUGUUUAGAACUGUGA
Molecule: messenger RNA, 2619 nt
Organism: Kluyveromyces lactis
Lineage: Eukaryota; Fungi; Ascomycota; Saccharomycetes; Saccharomycetales; Saccharomycetaceae
Gene: VPS3
Product: CORVET complex subunit VPS3
Exons: 1
Coding region: 1-2619 (872 amino acids)
Biological process (GO): vesicle-mediated transport; endosomal vesicle fusion; autophagy
Cellular component (GO): fungal-type vacuole membrane; cytoplasm
Source: RefSeq, a predicted model, not a curated record